Molecule: messenger RNA, 1464 nt
Organism: Scheffersomyces amazonensis
Lineage: Eukaryota; Fungi; Ascomycota; Pichiomycetes; Serinales; Debaryomycetaceae
Exons: 1
Coding region: 1-1464 (487 amino acids)
Source: RefSeq, a predicted model, not a curated record
AUGGCUCAUCCAGGUAGACCAAGAGGUCGUAUGAAUAAAAAAACUCAGCAGGCGCAAGCUGCUGCGGCUGCCGCACAAGCACAAGCUGCUGCGCAGGCUCGAUCACAAGCAGCAGCUCGAGCUCAUUUACAAGCUCAGAAUCGUAUUAAAGAAGAACCUGGUGUUCAAGCUCAUGAUGAUGCAGAUUUAAUAUCCUAUAGAACUGAUGCAUUAAAUCGAUUUAUUAAUAAUCAUGAAUAUAUUGAAAAUAUUACUAUGAAAAUGAUUCAUACCAAUAAAAUAAUACCUCCAUCAUUAUUUCCAACUAUACCCAAACGAAAUCCUCAAGAUUUUAAAAAUCUUCAAUCAGAUGAUAUAUAUUAUGGAGAUUUGGAAUAUAUGAAAUUAAAGACUCAAGCUUUAGAAGAUGAAAUAAAAUCUUUAAAAGAUAAUAAAUACCUUGACAAAUAUAUACCACUGGAUGAAAAAUAUAAUUUUGAAAAGGAACAAGUUGAAAAAUUAUCUCAAUUACAAAGCAAUUUACAUUCACAUGAAUCAAUUGAUGAAUUGGAGUCAGAAUUAGAUAAUAUUUUACAAGCUUAUAAAUCAAAAUUUAAUUACAUGUUUCAAACUACAGAAUUAGUAAAGAAAUAUAGUGUCUCAAUUGAAGAUGUUCAAGUUCAAUCAGCUCCAGAGAAUUAUAAUCCAAAGCUGAUAUCUUCAUUUAUAAAUGGUAUUCCUAUGGCUCAAGGACCGAUUAGUCAUACUAAUAAUGGGAAUGAAAUUAAUAAUAAUAUUGCUAUAAAUCAUAAUAAUAAUAUAAUUCCUACGAAUCCUAAUAAUGGUACUAAAAGCUCCAUCAACAACAAUAACAAUAACUUAAAUAAUAAUGUUAUAGGUAAUGUCAAUGGUUUAAGCAGUAAUGGAGAAACAUUCCUUGCUUCUAAUGAUACUGAUAAUUUCAAUCCUGGAAAUGUAUUCUUGAGUCAAUUUGAAGAUUCGGCCAAUUCGUCAGAUUUCGGUGGCCAUUCGAAUGGUAAGAAUUUCAGUAUGUCUUUAUUAAAUUCUUCAAAUGGAUCUACUAAUGGAAUUAAUACCGGGGUUGGUGAUGAAGAAGAUGAAGAAGAUGAAGAUGAUGAAGAUGACGAAGAUGAAGAUGAAGAUGAUGAAGAUGAUCAGGAUAAUAACGCUUCCGGUAUUCCACACAACAAUGAUAAUACUGGAGUGGUGAACGGUUUACCAGGAACCAAUUCUGGCAAUGAUAUUACUACUACUAACAACGACAAUGACAAUAAUCAUGAAGUUGAGGAUGAAGUACCGGAUCAAUUAAUGGAUGAUCAAGACGUCGAUGAUGAUGUACUAUUCCGUGAAACCAACCUCGAUCCAAACCAACAAGUUGUCGACGACGACGACAUAGCAGAUUUGAUUAAUUUUGAUGAAAAUGACGACAAUACAGGGUUUGCUCAAGAUCUCUUAUUUAAUUAA